Hypoxylon trugodes is the source of this 1345-nucleotide messenger RNA. RefSeq names its product NAD(P)-binding protein. The coding region runs from base 326 to 1111 and encodes 261 amino acids. The transcript has 2 exons. NCBI's taxonomy places the organism in Eukaryota, Fungi, Ascomycota, Sordariomycetes, Xylariales, Hypoxylaceae. The record is from RefSeq and is a predicted model, not a curated record.
GUUCUAUUUUCAGCCACACCCACAAAAAGGGUCCAAAUUGACCCGGCUUUGUUUGGAUAACAAAUACAACAUAGUUUCCUAACUGCAUUUCUAGUGGCAUGGCAUCGGGUGCCCGCACCGAACGGAUAUAGUAAUUGCGUCAUAUGGGUCCGGAAUGUAGCAAAGUCGGAGUUCACGGAGUGGUCGUUACUAAUGUACGAUGCGGGACCAAGGGAUACUUCCCCUAUUUAAGAUCUCGAGUGUUAGAACUAUACUUGAUUUAAUUCAAACUUCGAAUCUAUAACACGUUAGACUGAAUAAAUUCAACAUCUCAAUUCACAUAACAAUGGCAUCUCUUCACAACGUUCUUCUACUCGGUGGUAGCGGAAAGAUCGCACAAUUGCUUACCCCCUUGCUUCUCCAGCGUUCGUGGAACGUUACUAGCAUCAUCCGCGAUCCAGCACAGGUCGCAAAUCUACAGAAAUUGGGAGAAGGCCAAAGUGGGAAAUUGAAUGUCCUUGUGCGAAGUCUAGAGGAUGUUACUAGUGAUGCUCAAGCCAAGAGCAUCAUCGAUGAGGUGAAGCCGGAUUAUGUUGUCUGGAGCGCUGGUGCUGGUGGAAAAGGGGCGCCGGAGAGGACGUUCAAGAUUGACCGUGACGCGGCAUCUCAUUUCAUCCGCGCCUCCGUGGCAACCCCCACAGUCACUAAAUUCGUCCUAGUAUCCUUCCUAUGUUCUCGCCUCAAGAAGCCGUCAUGGUGGACCGAAGAGGUCUGGCAAUAUAGUCAGGAUACCGUGAAGAAGAACCUUCUGAAGUAUUACGAGGCCAAGAUAGCGGCCGACCAGGUAUUAUACGAAGAGUCGAAGAAGAGGCCCGACUUCGCGGGCAUUGAUCUCCGCCCAGGCACAUUGACGCUAGAGCCGGCGGGUAACGUUAGUCUCGGAAAACUGCCUGUGUCUAGGGGAAACUCGAGUCGUGCAGGUGUUGCGAAUCUGAUUGCUUUGCUAUUGGAUACUCCCGGUGUCAAGAGCAGCUGGCUUGAUACAAUUGAUGGUGAUGAGGAUCCGGAGGCGGCAGUCAAGAGAGUCAUCGAGGAGGGUGUAGAUGCUGCCGAAGGAGAGCCGUUCUACUAAAUCAUGUCGAUAUUGGUCUGAAAAGGGGGAAGGCAUGGCGGGAAAAUGACUGGCAAAUCAAUACUAUCAAAAAUAAUGUGAGGAUGGAAGGUAAAGCCUUUAUGUUAAAGUAAUGGGCGAUAAAUUGAACGAAUCUAAUAAAAUAUUCAUUGUCUUUUACAGGCGGGUGUGGGAGCCUGGCGGACUAUAAUGCUCUCUAUAAUAAUUGAACAUAGCCCUGGAGGGCACUUUGAA